This is a messenger RNA of Ostrea edulis (European flat oyster), 3298 nucleotides long. RefSeq lists its product as uncharacterized. The transcript has a single exon. The record is from RefSeq and is a predicted model, not a curated record. Bases 60 to 2405 code for a protein of 781 amino acids. Lineage: Eukaryota; Metazoa; Mollusca; Bivalvia; Ostreida; Ostreidae.
AUUCUUAGUUCCUUAUUUGUUACGUGAUAUUCGAGGUAUAAUUUAUAUUUAAAGAACAGAUGAUUUUCACACUGAAGCCCACCAUGUACCGAAUCAUUUUAUUACAAUUAAUUGUUACGCUGACCGUAGCUGGACAUAGAAAUAAGACUAGGUACGCGUGCACGGAUGAUUGGCCUAAGUAUAUAAACGAGACUGGCAAUUGUUCCUUCACCGUUUCUCCGGAAUCUGUGACGUCGUUUUCCAAAAAUAUCCGGCACAAUGGAUAUAACUUUGUUCUGAUCAAUCUUCAGUUUGGGAACGUUUCUGUCCGCUGGACAAGAUGUGUCAUCGAAGCAAAAAAAUGGGUUUGGACGUUCGACGGGAUCAAUGGCGCGACAGCAUAUCUGAAUUGGCCAAUAGAAUACAGCUUGUUAUCAUUCGGACUGCUGGAUUCUCACACUCUCCGGAAGCAACCGAUAGAAAUAAUCUCGCACGGAGACUGUGACGUCAUGAUUGGACAUCCUUCGACAACGUAUGGUAUUGCACAUGCCUUGGCCAACAUGACAGGAGUACUUAUAAGGGAUUCAAAAGACAGCAUGAAAUACGACGGGAGUGUGUGGUGCUACAAAGAAAGAUUUUUUGUCAACCACGAGAAGUGGUUAAUGUGUAAAUAUGUCCUAUGUCCUUUUGAAUCCAUUGCCUACAGAUGUUGUAAGUGGAAUAAUUAUAAACCAGGAGAGAAACAUGGAAUAAGUUGUGAACCUAAUAAAAAAGAAGUGAAAUGGUGUCUGCCAUUUGUGCUCGGUUCCGUGGUCUAUCUAUAUUCACCUAUUCUUGUGUUUGGUGUAGUGGGAUUCUUGUACAGUAAAUGUGACACGAAGAAAAGAGAGACUUUAAAAAUUGGCCGAGGGGUUUCCGUCGAAUAUGGAACGUUUCCAAGCGUGGCUUACACUUACUUACCCGAGCCGCAGCAGCCGGAUUUCGACCUAGAUAUUGAUGAAAGCAUAAUUUUCUAUAAUUAUAUACAAUUCAGUUCAAUUUUUGAAUGCUUUAGAAGCCAGUUUUGCUGUGUACCUGUGAGAUGUUUCAGAUGUCUGUUUGUCGUGGGAUGUUUAUCCAUACUCAUGCUAAAACUACUUAUCUACAAUUCCAUGGAGAGGGAAUUUAUAGUGGAAAGCGUGAGGCAAAACAUACCAAUGGGGUUCCUCUCGAUCCUGACAAAAUUUGAGAAACAGCGAUAUAACUAUAUGACUUGUACAUACGGUCCGGUUCCCGCCCUGGUUCUCUUUGUGUGCUUUUCGUUACUGUUUCUCUGUAUUCCGCAUGACCUAGGCCUGUUCCUGACAAAAAGGUUGACGGAAAAUGCGAAGGGGAUAUCUAUUUCACCUUUAACAAGUGACAUCAGUAUCAAAAUGAAGUUCGGUUCUUUAAAAUCGAUUCGUAAUGUCAACGGAUAUAAAAAGAUGAAGAUGAUGAUGGUCUCGCACAUUCUGAUGCUGCUGAACAUUCAGUUUUGGAGAUACUGCCUGGUUAUCGAAAUUUCUAGAUGGAAGUCAUUGCUGAAGAGAAACACGGGACCUGUGUAUGUGUUGGUGGUUUUGUUCUUUCCUUUAUAUUGUCUUCUGUGUAUUUUGGAACUACUUCUUUGCAUUGUGUAUUUUGGAAUACCGAUACUGUUUUUGUACCUGACUUGUAUAAAAGCUUAUUGCGGCGCCGUAAUGUCGUUCUGUGCGUACCGAAUGUUUCUCAUCAGGAUCUGCAGGCCUAUACUCACAGCCUUUGUUUUUAUCAUACUGAUGACCCUUCUUUAUUUGUUCAGCAUCAUUUUCAUCGACAGUGUGAUAUUCAUUUCGCAGAUCGUGACGUACACCUAUACAGGGCUGUUUGCAAAUCCCGAUUUCUCUUACGGUUACGUCAUCCUGGCCAUCACCGUCACAAUGUACGUGUUUGAUAGUGUUAACGGUAUGCAUUCCGUUUACGACGAUCUGUUCAUCCACGUUAGAGAUGUCUGCCAGAAACUUACCAAGGAAGAAAAAUACCCGGAAAUUCAGUUAAUCCACACAGUAGAUGAGUUUCACGGGAUACCCAGAAAGCUCUUCUCUUACGUCAUCCAAACUACCAGGCCAAUAAGGAAAGAAAUUUUCGUGUCCAUUUUGAAAAUUGUCCUAAUUGCUUCGAUCCUUUCCGUGUCUGUAGCAGUACUAUCAGAUUUUCAAGAUUUCAAACGUAUGUCUGACCUUAUGCAGGCCGCUGUGACACUGUUUGUAUGUCUGGUUCCCAAAAUAAUCAACAGUGUCUGCCAAGUAAACAAAACAAAAUGGCAGAUACAAAGAUCAUUGGAACUUAAAAAUGCUGUACAUUAUUUCUGCAGAAGAGAAAUGCGAAAGAGACGCGAAAACACCCACAGAAUGACUAUUAUAAAUUAGAUAUCGGCAAAAUGACAAUGCUGGAACCGGAAGCACUUUGUUAAGAAAUACUUUUAACGUCUGUGUCACAGAGUGGUAUUCAGUUGGCAAAGAAAGUUUGUUUAGUUCCCAUUCAAUUUUUUUUCCAAGAAGAGACAUCACCACUUUAGGGCAAGUGCCAAAAAUUUAGAGUUGAAUGACGCUCAGGGCCGUAGAAAUGAGGAUUCUCUGUCAUACUAACGCCUUCCUUAUCAAGAGGCCUCCCUGGGUUUUUUUUUAGGUCAUAUACGAACACUCUGUAACUUUCACCCCUAAUUCCGGGCGCUUGGGCGAAAGAACAAGAACUACCUACAUGUAAACGAUAUACAGGUAUCGACAAAUUGAGGAAUGUGAAGUAUCAAUCAUAAGUCAAAUUCUCUUGAUAUUCAUAAAUCAGCCGCUGCUGACUUUAGCGGUCCUCGCUUCUUGAAAAUUUUCUCUCUCUCUCUCUCUCUCUCUCUCUCUCUCUCUCUCUCUCUCUCUCUCUCUCUCUAUAUAUAUAUAUAUGCAUGAUAACUCAACUUAUUAAUACUAGCAUUCUAAGUGAUGUAUUUCCAACAGUUCUAAAACAAGCCAAAGUAACACCUAUUAAUAAGAAAAGUGACAAGGCAGACCCGAAUAAUAAUUGUCCAAUUUCUAUUUUACCAACUCUAUCAAAAUUGAUAGAAAAACAUACUGCAAAACUUCUACGAAAUUUCACUAAAGCUUUUAAUCUAUUAACACAAUCCAAUCAGGAUUUAGAGAACUCCACUCUUGUUAAACUUCACUUACAAAACUGACAGGAAGAUGUCUAGAUGCAAUGCAUGGAUUGUGGUGAACUAAUUGGUAUUAUUACAAAUAUAGAUUUUAAUAAAGUAUUUGAUUUAGUGAAUUAC